This is a messenger RNA of Anolis sagrei ordinatus, 8555 nucleotides long. It is a transcript of the gene FZD5, whose product is annotated as frizzled class receptor 5. Gene Ontology annotation, cellular component: plasma membrane. Gene Ontology annotation, biological process: canonical Wnt signaling pathway; non-canonical Wnt signaling pathway. Lineage: Eukaryota; Metazoa; Chordata; Lepidosauria; Squamata; Anolidae. Gene Ontology annotation, molecular function: Wnt-protein binding; Wnt receptor activity. The record is from RefSeq and is a predicted model, not a curated record.
CAGGUGGCUCGCGGGCGAAGAGAGAGAAGGCAACGGGAGAAGCUCGAGCUCUCUCUCUGUGACGCGCGCCUCUUGGGCUGCGAGGCGCGCGGGCGGGCAAACUUUCCUUCCUCCUCCUGAGGCGAAGAAGGACGAGAGAAACCUACACGCGCUUCUCUGUCGUUCGGACUCUUUUUGAGGAGGGAGAUGGGAGAGUCGCUCCUGAGGCGCCCGCUUUGUUAUGGACUCCCCUUGUUUUGCGACUCCCCUUGGCUUUUACCCCCCGCGAGGCGCCACCUGCUGGAGCUGGAGUUUGGAGCAAAACCUGGAAGCUUGGGAACAUUGUAGGCUGCCAUGUGCGCCCUCCUCCUCCUAAUCUGAGACUCUUGCCUUGCAGAUCUUUCUCUCUCUCUGCCCUAGACCAUGGCCGGCUUCAUCCUAAGGGACAGCUCUCUGCUGGGCUUCUUCCUGGUGCUGCUGGAGGUGCUGGCUCCCCUCUCUGCAGCUUCCUCCUCUUCUUCCUCCAAAGCUGUUACCUGCCAGGAGAUCACGGUGCCCAUGUGCAAAGGCAUUGGCUACAACCUGACCUACAUGCCCAACCAGUUCAACCACGACACGCAGGACGAAGCCGGGCUGGAGGUGCACCAGUUCUGGCCCCUGGUGGAGAUUCAGUGCUCGCCGGACCUCAAGUUCUUCCUGUGCGCCAUGUACACCCCCAUCUGCCUGCUGGACUACGCCAAGCCGCUGCCCCCCUGCCGCUCGGUCUGUGAGAGAGCCAAAGCCGGCUGCUCCCCGCUCAUGCGGCAGUAUGGCUUUGCCUGGCCCGAGCGCAUGGGCUGCGACAAGCUGCCCCUCCUGGGUGACGCCGAGCAGCUCUGCAUGGACUACAACCGCACCGAGGCCGCCCCCGCUGCCACCACCACCUUGCCCCCCUUUGGCACCAAGCCCACGCGCUCCAAGGCCAAAGGGGUCCACAAGGAGCAAGCCCCCUUUGGAGGCAGUGGUGGAGGCGCCUGCAAGAGGGUGUGCGAAUGCCGGGAGCCCUUGGUCCCCAUCUCCAAAGAGACCCACCCGCUCUACAACAAGAUUGAGACGGGACACGUCCGCAACUGCGCCAUCCCCUGCUUCCAGCCCUACUUCACCCAGCACGAGAAGACCUUUGCCACCUUCUGGAUCGGCUUGUGGUCCAUCCUCUGCUUCAUCGCCACUUUUGCCACGGUGGCCACCUUCCUGAUCGACAUGGAGCGCUUUCGCUACCCAGAGCGGCCCAUCAUCUUCUUGUCUGCCUGCUACCUUUUUGUCUCCAUUGGCUACAUCAUCCGGCUGGUUGUGGGCCACGCCAAUGUGGCCUGCAACAAGGACUACAACCACAUCCACUAUGAGACUACGGGGCCAGCCCUCUGCACGGUGGUCUUCCUACUCAUCUACUUCUUCGGCAUGGCCAGCUCCAUCUGGUGGGUGAUCUUGUCGCUCACUUGGUUCCUGGCCGCUGGGAUGAAGUGGGGCAACGAGGCCAUUGCCAGCUACUCCCAAUAUUUCCACAUGGCUGCCUGGCUCAUUCCAAGCAUCAAGUCCAUAGCUGUGCUGGCCCUGAGCUCGGUGGACGGUGACCCAGUUGCUGGCAUCUGCUAUGUUGGCAAUCAAAACUUAGACAAGCUCCGGGGCUUUGUUUUGGCUCCGCUGGUGGUCUACCUUUUCACUGGGACCAUGUUUCUGCUGGCAGGGAUUGUGUCGCUCUUCAGGAUCCGGAGCGUCAUUAAACAAGGAGGCACCAAAACGGACAAGUUGGAGAAGCUAAUGAUCCGCAUCGGCAUCUUCACUGUCCUUUAUACCGUCCCGGCAACGAUUGUGGUGGGAUGCUACAUCUACGAGCAACACUACCGGGAGACGUGGGAGAUGGCUCAGAACUGCUCCUGCCCCGGGGACAAGAACAGGUUGAGGCCGGACUAUGCGGUCUUCAUGUUGAAGUACUUCAUGUGCCUGGUGGUGGGAAUCACCUCGGGGGUCUGGAUUUGGUCUGGCAAAACUUUUGAGUCGUGGAAGCGGUUCACGGGGAGGUGUUGCCGGAGUGGAAAGCCCGUGAGCUCUGCCAUGUAUGGGGACGCCACUGCGGCUCUAACGGGGAGGUCUGGGAUGCCCAGUUCUGCUUCAUACCACAAACAAGUCCCGCUCUCCCAUGUAUGAAAAGCACCUUGCUGGGUGUCACAUACACGCAAGACGGGAGCAGGUAAGCACGGCUCGGCUCCCAGCUGGAAAAGGCUUGGGAGCGUCCCUAAAGCUUUGAGUCUCCUUGUGGUGGAACUCUUUGGCUUCAUCUUGAAUUCUGAAAAAGAAGAGGGUCUGUGUGUUGUGGCAGUGGGUAGAUGCCACUUCGUUUGCUACACCACAACAUGGUGAUUUGCCUCCUUUCUCGGAAAGCAGGCAAGUAAGGAGUGCAGGGGGCCCGAUUGUGAGUUGCAUGCAGGAUGGAUCUGUGACCUUUUAAAAAACAUGGGAGAAUGGCUUAGGAGAUUGAGGUUGUUAAUGAAAGAAUUGGAGGUGGGAGAGAAGAAAGAUUAAGGGACCUGCUUGAUCUUCCGCCUUCCUGCUUUGUAUUGCUCCAAAUGAGGCCUUGGCUUCUUCUCUCUUUCCUCAGUGUUGAAACAAGAGGUGCAGAUGGGCUGUUUUGACAAACAGUACGAAGGAUCAAGUCAUGGAAGUUACUUCAGGGCUCCUGCUGGGUGGGAGAUUCUGGAAGUUUAGUCCAAAGGUAAAUUUCUCAAGCUGUGGUGACAGAUUGAGCAGCCCUUCCUUUCUGUUUAGCUGCUUUCAGGAAGCCUUGACAGUGUGCCCACAGAUGUGUCUGCCCACAAGUACCUCAGGAAGGUUUACGUCCAGGUAGACAGGGAGAAGAUUGCAGAUUAAUAUUCUAUGGCCCUGUCCACACAGCUGAAUAAAAUCUCACCAUAUCUGCUUUGAACUGGAAUAUAUGGCAGCGUGGACUCAGAUAACCCAGUUCAAAGCAGAUAUUGUGGGUUUUUCUGCCUUGAUAUUCUGGGUUCUAGCGCUGUGUGGAAGGGCCCUAUGUCUCCAAUGUAAUGCUUCCUUUAGCCCAGAGGAAGCUAAUUUACUUAGCCGGAGUAAUCCUUGUUCACGCCCUUUCCAGCUAAUUGUAAUUUUAUAAUGCACUGGCUCCUAAAGUUUGCCAUACAAAGAAACCAGGGCCCUUCCACACAGCCCUAUAUCCCAAAAUAUCAAGGCAGGAAAUCCCACAUUAUCUGUAUGUAGACUCAGAUAUCCCAGUUCAAAGCAGAUAUUGUGGGAUUUCCCGCCUUGAUAUUCUGGGAUAUAGGGCUAUGUGGAAGGGCCCCCAGUUUCAAAGGAGGGUUCUGCUUUUCCAAAAAUUGUCAGCUGUGGAACUUAGAUUGAGCAGAGUGUGAUUUUAGAUUUAUUUUUUGGUGGGCACCUGUUUGCCAUGAUUUUACUCAUGUCUUCGCCAAAUUGAAUGCCAGAGUCAAAUGAGAUAACAGUUAUUUUCCAAACUACUUGCCUUGUCCCAGUGUGUUGGCCUCUGCUUAACUACUACUAGCUAGAAUUGAGAUGCAACAUGCUGGUUAAUGACAGUGAAAGUUGCAACCCUAAGGCCCCUUCCACACAGCUGUAUAAAAUCCACAUUGAAUUGGAUUAUAUGGCAGUGUGGGCUCAGAAAACCCAGUUCAAAGCAGAUAUUGUGGAUUAUCUGCCUUGAUAUUCUGGGUUAUAUGUCUAUGUGGAAGGGACCUCAAACUCCCUUACCUGAAAGCUGAGCAAGAAAAAUGUAAUACUUUGGAUUACGUCUCCUAAAUUCUUCCAGCAACGCAACCUUGGGGAGACUUGGGUUUCAGGUCCAAAAGGUAAUAUUUUGGUGGCGCCACCAGGAAAGAAGUGUCAUGGAAUGAAUGGUAUUUACUUGUAAGUAGGCAUCCACUGCACUUUUUGCAAAGCAAAGAUUUUCCUCAUCUCAGCAUCAUUUCUUUAGACAUAAGAAAUCCAAAGAGCAACUAGAGUGUGAGGCAAGCAAGUUGCUUUGUUUCAUCAGGUCAGAAUUUGGUUUAUUUAGAAGUCUGCUUCACUAAAUGCACCGAAUUACUCUCUUCUCCAUUGAGUUAUCUUCCCAACUAGGCAUUCAUUGGGUCUCAGCCUUAAAAGAAAUGGGGCCUUGCCCUCGCCUUCUUGCUCCCUUUUUGGCUAUUUAUCCUCCGAUCUGCCAUUUGUGGGAACAAUGUUUCUCUGUCAUUUAAUGUUUCACUACUGUUUUGAACAGGAAGAAAACCAAGGUUUUUUUUAAAUGCUUUCCUCUACCUGAGAAAAUGAGCCUCUGCCUUAAGUUCAGUCCUUUCUGACUGAAUUCAGUGGCAUCAAACCAUUGCAAGCAAGACAAUCACUCUUCCUCUGUGCAGAAGGGAGUCAGGACAAUCCUGAGUUUUGAAGCACUGACUGCAGACGCUUUGAAAGGGAAGCUAUUCGGCUUGUAACUGAGAAUUGGAAAUAACAUUUUUGGGCAACAGCUUCUUAAACCCCAAAGUCCACACUGACUUUGUGGUCUCGCUGGCUACUGCUUCUGUGAUCUAUUGCCCAGAAAAGUCACAAUUCCAAGCUCUCUCUGGAACUUUUUAAAGUUAUACCCCAAACCUUCUCAUAGGAGCCCAAGGGAGUCUUUCAAAGUUGCAGCAAACUUGCCUGAGAUACAGCAGGAGGGGCUGUUGGUCCUCUCCCAAUGUGAAAUGUUUGCACUUUAAUUCUACAUAAGAAAGGCAGUUGUGUGGUGGGUUGGGUCUCCUCUGCAAAGAUGGGCAGCUUUUUGAACAGCAGUCAUGAGAGGGGUUCCUCUCACUGGAAAACAGGGAAGGAACCCAACUUUCAUGUCUGUCUACAGGGUGAAGCUAUUCUAGAAGACUUUGAGAUCAAUUUCGGACAUCCAUACAUUUUGCUCUUCCUUAGGGAAGGUAUCACCAUGACCCAAGAAAAAUGCAGGUUGAAUUCCAGCUAGUGUGCUUCCCCACAGACUGCCAUCAUGUCUGACCCCUGCAGCAGCUCAAAGACUAUCAAAUAUUUUUUUCCAGGCAAUGCUUUUCUGUGGAUUUCAUUUCCCCACUCAGUUCACUGGAAUAAUGAAUCAUCCUUAACUCGCCCUCCUUCUCCUCCAGUCAAACCAAUGCGACUAAGUUGCCCUGAAUUCAGUGGGUAGACAUUCAUAAGUGUAUGCUGUCACAAAUGUUUAUCCAGAGUUGUUGAAGGAGAAAUAAAUAACUACUGUCUUUUUCUAUAGUUGCCAGUGUAUUUCCUUAGGUUAGAUGGUGAAGCUCCAAAUAGUUUGACUUACGGUGAUUCUCAGGCAACCUUAUCAUGGGGGUUUCUUGGCAAGAUUUGUUCAGAGGGGGGUUGCCUUUGCCUCCUUUCUGAGGCUGUGAGUGUGUGACAUGCUCAAGGUCUCCAGUGAGUUGCCAUGGUGGGUUUUCAGUGUUCAAAUCACUACAUUACUAGCUCUCAUUUAGAUUUUGGCUAGUUGGGUUUGAAGGACAUGGUGGCUUGUCACUCACAGCCACUCUGCCCUUCAAAACUUGCAUUCAGGACGAGCAGCUGUGGAUUGCCAAAGGCUUGUGGCCUACAGUUCCUAUCAGUCUUUCCCAGUAGAGUUUAUGAGGAAUUGUGGUAGUUUUAGUCCCAAAUAGCUAAUAAGCCAGUUUCCAAACUGUUUUAAUCAGAGCUUUCCAGUAUUCCUGCCAUAUUCCACUAGCAGCUUGUUUAGGUUUAUUGGAAGCUAUCUUAUCCCUUCAACAUUCCUGUAACUUCUUCCCCAGGGAUUCUUGCUGUAAAGAGUAAGAUGUAUGAAUUAAUGUGGGCUCUUACAUUAGCAGGACAGCAUGAGAAGAGAGUCACCAGCAGUUCUUUUCCGAUGCUGCUGAGAUGGAGGCAAUCCGUAGGUCUAAAGACUCCAGUCUUUAUCUGACCCUGGCAUUCCACAUCUGCUCCUUACUGCUGGGGUUAGCCAAAAGGAAUAUGCAGCUUGGAGAGGUCACAUCCAGUUCCUGGACCGGAUGGCUGUGGCACUGGUGAUGUCAAAUGUUAAGCGCACAGGCACAGAGGGGAGAAGGAAGUUCAAGGCAAACUACUGGGGCCAGGGUGGGAACUCUUCCCCUUUCCCACUUGAAGACCACUGAAGGCAGAGGAAAGUUAGGCGGCAGAACAUUGGAGGCCAAGGCCGAAUUUUCUGUUUGUAGUUUUAAAAACUGUGACUAUAUCCAACUCAAGUCAUUUAAAGUCUUUUUUUCCCCCUGGAACAGCUACAAACUAUUGAGCUACCAACAGGAAUUUCAUCCUUUGGAGCAACUAGUUUGGUUUUGCUGUAUGGAAAUCUGAGUCUUCCUGAUUGACUCUCAAAUGUGUUGUAGCAACAAGCAUUUAUGGGCUGGCUUCCACAUCAUCCACAUGGAGUGAGGGCCUCAGCUGCAGGUCUGUAUUAUACCUACCACACAAGAUCCCACGUUAGGUGGGUCCUACUCCAAAAAUGGCUUGUCAUGACACAUUUAAGGUGUGAGGAGACUUAAUGGUUUAUUUACUUCCACGUACUGAGGUAAAAAUUUGGAAACACAUUACCUCUUGUUUUUUGCAGCAGCCAAACCUAGGUAGCGCGAUGGAAGUUGCGGUCUGACCCGAGAGGUCCAAAGUAUCUGCUACUUAAAAAACCCGCUGUGUUGCCUUUCCAAGAUAGCUUUGUUUGUUAGAAGCUGCAGAGCAGCAUCACUAAUUAAAACAAUUGUUUUUGUCUUAGGUGUCACUGAGUCAUAAUUGCUGCUAUUCUUUUUUUCAACGAAGAAAUCAUGGGCCACUGUAUACCUUAGCAAUGAGACUUCUUCUCUGUAGACUCUCCAACAAUAAAAAAAGACCUGGGAAGUCUGGUAUACCUUGACAGGUGUCAUAAAGUGCAUCAGUACUAAACCUUCUCAAAUUCCCAAAUAAUAUAAGGCAUGCUUAAUUCCUGAAAUCAACCCAUUUGCAUGCUGUUACCCCAAUGUAUGUAUCAAGAAAUACAUUCACCAACUUUCUUUCCCCCUGCUCACGUUACUAGGAUGUGUUUCCUAGUAAUUCAAACUUUAUCCAGUUUGUAUUCUAUGUAUGCCUCCAGUGGUGCAAUUUGUCAGGGAGGAGAAUUUGGCAUCUUUCAAUCGGUGCCCACUUUUCUGGCCAAAGCAAUAACUGGAGUAGAAAGAACUUAAUUGAAUGUAACAAUUUGCUACCUGCUAGCGCACCAUCCUAGAUUUUGACUUUUGAGAAAUUCAUCCUUAUACCUUUUUUGGACACAUUGUAUUGCAUGAACAUCAAUGUGAGGCAGCUUCUUAUGUUCCCAAACAGAAAAUGUACCAGUGUCUGACUUUACAUCCUUCCAUUACUUCCCCAAGAAGGAAACUGCAACAAACUAGAUUACUGUUGGCUUCCUUGAGCUAUCUCACGAGGGUUGGAUAUAUAUCCUCGUAUUUUCCUCACCAAAUCACACAGAACAACAUAUAUUUUUGGCAAGGUGUAAGAAAUACAAAUUGUAUUACGUAUGAUAAAGACAGUUGGGUGAGAACCUUGAAAAUCCUCAUCUGUUUUAAUGCCUAUUUUUGUUUUUCACUGUUUAAUUAUAUGCUGUGCCAGGAGAAUUGAGGUCUGGGGACAAAAAUGUUCAACACAACGUCCAAAGAAGGGGGAAAGGCAGGUCCUGGUUAAGGUAUAGACUAGUCUGCCUUUGUGUAACAGAUUGGACUACAUCCGUCUUGUUCAAUUUAUGAAAGUCUCACAUUGCAUAUUAUGGCUUACUGGCUCCUUGACAAUCUCCUUUAUGCCACAUGGCUAACAAGAAGCAGCUAUGGACUGCUAGAAGGAGGAAUUAGUUGAAAUGCUGUUUAUCAGUUCUGAUUCCAGUUGUAAAUGUUUGCUUGACAUUUCUCAACCUUGAUAUACAACCAAUAAUUUAAUACAACUAGAACAGCAUCUUUAUGAAACACAAAUAAGAAACACUAUGCUUUCAGUGUUUUAGAAACAUGCUGUUUACGGCAAAAAAACUGAGAGGGUGAUAGCUGCUUAUAUAAUUCCUAAAUUAACAAGUAAAAUAGAAAUUUAUUGAAAUUGUACCCUAAAGGCAGAAGACUGCAACGUACGGAAUACCAAUAGUUUCACAAGGGUUCCUUUACUCAAGAUAUUGUGUACUCUUAAUAUUUUUCAAAACUAAAUUGCACCAUGUUGCUAUAACAUGUAAAUAGCUGUAUUAAAAGAAUUAUGUUUAUAUAUAACUGAAUCCCUAGUGAGCCUUUGAUACGGGUUGGAACAGGAUGUACAUUCUCACGCUGUCUGUGGUACCAAUAACAGAAUGGAAACCUGGGGCAUUAAAUCGCUGUACUUCAUGUUAGAUUCAUGCUUAGGUUGUGCUGCUCUUUCAGUUGUGCCUUGUUGAGAUGGAGCUACUACUUGCAAUAUGAUUAACAAUACCAUGCCAAAACCGUUUUAAAAAAGAAGACACAGUUGAUUCUGUAAAAAGCUUUAAGAGGAAAUAAACCAACUUUGGUCAACUUAAUAAA